AUGGACGGCCUACCAACCGUUCUCUUUGUUCACGGCGCGUGGCAUGCAAGUGAACACUUCGCACCUGUUCAAAGUGAACUCGCUUCCCAUGGCUACAGCAUCAAAGCUGUUCAACUUCCCUCUUCGACAGACGGUAAUAACUACAUACAAGGCAUCGACGAAGAUGUUGAAGCAAUCCAGAAUACGCUCAGUGACAUCGUCCUAACGGACGGCGACAUCGUCCUUGUUAUGCACUCUUACGGCGGCAUCCCAGGUAGUUCGGCGGCCAAAGGUUUUUCCAAACCAGAACGUCUCGCAAAAGGAGAAAAUGGCGGGAUAAUCCACCUGAUCUACAUAGCCUCGUUUGCUCUUGAGGAGGGUCUGUGUCUCAUCGAUGGAAUUGGCGGGCAGUUGGCACCCUGGGUCAAAGUUCAUGUACUUGCACUCUACUUUUGCCUUCUCCCUCCCGCUUUCGAAGCAGUCGGGCUAAUAACCUCGAUCCAGGGCGAAAACACAUACAUGACGCCAAAAAAUCCCCGUGACGUAUUUUACAAUGACCUCUCGGACUCUGAGGCUGCACUUUGGAUUUCCGAACUUCGAAAACAGGCGACCAAGUCGUUUGUUGCACCAACAACAUACGCGGCGUGGAAGCAUAUCCCCUCAACCUACGUUAUCUGCGAAAGGGACAACGCAUUCCCUUCGUUCGCACAGGAAAUGCUAGUUUCGCAGCAGGGCGCGAAGUUCAACGUGAUCCGCUUCGAGGAUUCUGGUCAUUCUCCUUUUCUUAGCAAACCUCAAGAGACAGCAAAAGUAAUCAGGAAGGCGGCCGGGGAGUGUAAAUGA
Verruconis gallopava is the source of this 822-nucleotide messenger RNA. RefSeq lists its product as uncharacterized. The record is from RefSeq and is a predicted model, not a curated record. The coding region runs from base 1 to 822 and encodes 273 amino acids. The transcript has a single exon. Lineage: Eukaryota; Fungi; Ascomycota; Dothideomycetes; Venturiales; Sympoventuriaceae.